Messenger RNA from Orycteropus afer afer, 1062 nucleotides. RefSeq names its product C2 calcium dependent domain containing 4D (gene C2CD4D). Lineage: Eukaryota; Metazoa; Chordata; Mammalia; Tubulidentata; Orycteropodidae. The transcript has a single exon. Bases 1 to 1062 code for a protein of 353 amino acids. The record is from RefSeq and is a predicted model, not a curated record.
AUGUGGCUCUUGGAGAAAGUUGGCUACAAGGUGGGGACCGCGGAGCCCGGGGCCCGGUGGGCGCCCUCCAACCUGUUUCCUAAGCGUCGCGCACCGGGCCCGCCCGCCCGCGCCUGCCCCAACAUUAUCACCCCGGAUCGCAUCCCACAGUUCUUCAUCCCUCCUCGGCUCCCGGACCCAGGCGGCGCUGAGUCCCUGGCCGGGCGCGACGCGGGCGGGCAAGGCUUCCCUGCCGUCUGCUCGCUGCCGCACCUGGCGGGCCGCGAAGGCUGGGCCUUCCUGCUCGAGAGCCCGCACACGCGCAGGCGCGAGUCCUUGUUCCACUCGCCGUGGUCCACCCCCGCUGGGGGGCUCCCCUCGGCACAGUCCCGGCUGCACGUCUCCGCCCCGGACCUGCGCCUCUGCCGGGCCCCCGACAGCGACACAGCCUCGUCGCCUGACUCAUCGCCCUUUGGCUCCCCGCAGCCGGACCCUGGCCGGCGCAGGUUGCCCAGGCCACACUCACUGUCCCCGGAGGAGGCGAGCUCGGCCGACACGAGCCCGUACGCGCCGCGCCGCGCGGGGCCGCCCACGCCGCCGCUCUUCCAUCUUGACUUCCUGUGCUGCCAACUGCGGCCGACCAAGGAGAGCGUGCUGCGCCUCGGGCCCCGCGGCGGGCAGCUGCGUCUCUCCGCCGAGUACCAGGCCGGGCCCAGGCGGCUACGGCUGCGCUUGGUGAGCGCCGAGGGUCUGCCCCGGCCGCGGCCGUGCCCGGGGAGCGGCGGGGGCGGCUGCUGCGUGGUGCUCACGCUGCGGCCGCGCGUGCGGCCGAGGGGCCAGCGGAGCCGCGUGGUCAAGUGCAGUGCCAACCCUAUCUUCAACGAGGACUUCUUCUUCGACGGUCUCGGUCUGCCAGACCUAGCCAACCGUAGCCUGAAGGCCAAGGUGCUGGACAGGGGCGCUGGGCUCCGUAGGGAUGUCCUGCUAGGGGAGUGCGAGACGCCUCUUAUUGCCCUGCUGCCUCCCUUGAGUGGAGGCCUAGGUCCAGGGACCUCCCUGGCACCUUCCCACCUCAGCCUCUAG